CCGCGCGAUCCGUCGUUUGCCGGCAGAAAGUAAAAUGGCGUCAGCUGAAUCCCAGGCCCGGUUCGGUCAGUCAGUUAAAGGAUUAUUAUCCGAUAAAGUGGGUUCGUGCAGCGUGGACGUGAUUGCAAUGACGCGCCAGGUGCUAAAAAUUUCCCGCAGCCAAGAGCUUCUAGGCCAAGCAGCCAGAAAUAUGGUGAUUCAGGAGGAUGCCAUCUUACAUUCCGAAGAUAGCCUGAGAAAAAUGUCCAUUAUAACGACUCAUUUACAAUACCAACAGGAGGCAAUCCAGAAGAAUGUGGAGCAUUCCAAAAACCUGCAGGAUCAGCUGAGGCAUCUGCUCAAGUGACCACCGAACAGGUAUCUCUACCAGCAUCGGUGGCUUUGGACAUCAUCUUCUCAGCUUACUGGAUUUCUUUUAACCUGUUUAGGGAUAAUAAAGGGUUAACUCAGUUUGUCGCCUUAGUAACUAGAAAAGCACUCAGAGCACAGACCUCCGCCAAGCGCCGUACAUGCUAACGUUAGCAUGAUAGUGCUAAGUGUUUAUACACGAGUUACCUAUGAAAACAGAUAAAAAUGCUACGAUGUUAAUGUUAGUAUGCUAGAAAUGCUAGCAUUAGCAUGCUAACACCUAGCAUAAUAGUGCUAAGUGUCUGUGUGUCUGCCUAUGAAAACGCCUAGAAAUGCUUCUAUGCUAAUAUUAGCAAUGUUAACAUGUUAACACCUAGCAUAAUGUUGGUGUUUAUAUAACUGUCUAGCUAUGAAAAUGGCUAAAAUUGUUAAUAUGUUAAUGUUAGCAUGAUAGUGCUAAGUCUUGAUGUGUCUACGUAAUGAAAAUGGCUAACAACACUAGUAUGCUAAUGUUAACAUGCUAGCAUUGCUAACACCUGGGCAUGAUAGUGCCAAGUGUUUAUAUACGUGUCUAACCAGGAAAAAAAGGUAAAAACGCUAGUAUGUUAACAUUAGCACGCUAGCAAUGCUAACAUGCUAACACCUAGCAUGAUAGCGCAAUAUACCGGAAAGGCUAAAUGUCCCGAAUGAGUUGAGAAUUUUGACUUUGGAAUGGUCUGAGUGGGAUGAGAAAUGUGCAGUAUAGCAGGUCAUUCAUUAGUUUUAGGGGAAAGGGUGAAUUUUGGAUCACCCCCAAAAUUUAAUCAGUUCUUCCAUGUCUUGUUUCCGACAAUUCCUGAAAAUUUCAUCCCAAUACGUUCAGCACUUUUCAAGUUAUUUUGAACACAAACAGAUGGCAACAACAUAACGUCCAUGAUGGGCUUGGUGGAGGUAAUAUUCAUCCCCAGUUGUUGCUAUAUUGCCUUCUUGGAUGAUAUCCAUGCUGUGUGUAAGUGUGACGUGAUAGUGGUGCUGCAGUAUUACACGGAGGUUGAGUACCACUGAAGGUACCAGAUGCACCGUACGUGACAUCGUACAUUAUGUACGUUUUUUUCAUGCCGGGUAAGCAAAAACUGGAUUUCAUUUUCAUCGAAUGAGAGAAGUGUACAUUUAGACGUAACUCCCCCCCACCCGUAUGUACAGUAUAUGCUGUGUCAGUGUAAAAAGGUAAAAAAAUGUUCAAAAGCUUUUUGGUAGAAAUUGUUCAUUUUUACACCUCCUGGGUGAAACAUUUAUUGGAAAUCAAUUUUUAUUGAAUAAAGUUAACAUAAUCACAUGACCCAAACGCGUUUGAAUGAAUUUCUGCGAUAUGAGUCAUAGAGUGUUACUAUCCACACAACGGCUUUGUGUAUCUUAGAGAGGGGGACACUGCUCCAAGAGACUACAUCACAAUGAGCAAAGAAUUGUUAGCGCAAUUCUGAUCAAAUGGCUAAGGACUAUAUUGGUCUGUUAGGGUGUCCAAAGUGUGGCCCGGGGGACAUUCGCAGCCCGCAGCACGGUCAAAAAAUGUAAUUUAACAAGGAAACAUUAAAAAAAAAAAAACAGCAAAAAUGGGAAAAUCAAAAGUCAAAAUAUUAACAGAAGAGUUGUAAUCUAGCAAGGGAAAGAAAAAUCCUAAUUUCACAAGAAUGAGGAAAAACAUCAUUUUAGUAGCAUGAAGGUGAAACAUUAAAGAAAAAAGUUGCCUUUUUACGUCAACAGUGAAUAAAGUUGUAAUUUUUGGAAACUUAGGUUGGGGGAAAAUAGAACAUGGGAAUAAAGUGAAAAUAUAAAAUAAUAAGUUGAAGUAUUUGGAAAAUUAUACCAAAAAAAAAUCAACAGCAGAAAUUUGACCAGAGUAAAGUCAAAAUAUUAAAAGGAAAAAAAAAUGUUUUCUAAUGAGAACAAAGUUUCAAUUUUACGAGAAUAAACUUGUAAUGUGAGGAAAAACAUCAUUUUAGUACCAUUGGUGAAAUAAGAAAAAAUAGGUGAAACAAUCUGAUGGGAAUAAAGUUAGAAUUACCAGAAGAAAAUUGACAAGAUGAAAUACACUGCUCAAAAAAAUGAAAGGAACACUUGGAAAACACAUCAGACCUAAACUGGGGGAAAAAUGAUGUUGAAUAUGUUUCCUGAUAAUAAGUGGGUGAUGUAUUAGUAACAAAAUGAUGCCACAUCAUUUGAUAGAAAUGAAAAUGAUCACCCUAUAGAGGGGGGAAAUCAAAGACACCCCAAAAAUGAAAGUGAAAAAAUGAUGCAGCACACUGGUCCAUUUAGCUAAAAUGUCAUUGUAGCAACUCAAAAUGAUUCUCAGUAGUUUGUGUGGCCCCCACGUGCUUGUACGCAUGCCUGACAACGUGGGGGCAUGCUCCUAAUGAGACUACGGAUGGUGUCCUGGGGGAUGUGGCAUCAUUUUGUUACUAAUACAUCACCCACUUAUUAUCAGGAAACAUAUUCAACAUCAUUUCCCCCCAGUUUAGAUCUGAUGUGUUUUCCAAGUGUUCCUCUCAUUUUUUUUGAGCAGUGUAGUUGGAAAAACCAGCAGAAAGAAAAAACAGUUGUGAUUUUACGCGAAUCAAGUCAAAAUAGUAAGAAAAGCCAUCAUCGAUUGAAGAGCAAAAGAAUAAACUGGUAUGUCAUUUUUAGUAGCGUUUCACCGCAGUUUUUUCUUGAGCUGCAUGUGGCUUCUUAGCAUGCUGUAUCUCUAUGUGCGUUACAAAAUAUCGAAGUUGCAUCCUUGGAUUUUUCACGAUGUGGCCCUUUGGACACCCCCGUGUUGAUGUCAGCCAGUCACAGCAUGCACGUACACACGAGAAGAUACAGUCAGGAUGCCACUUUCAUAUCAUCUACAGUUAGAUGGAAUCGUCCUGCUUUUCCAACAGCAGGACGAUUUGUUGGAGUGGUACGGUGGCCUGUGUGUCCACAUCUGAAUGGUCCACCAAGAGAUUGGCGUCCCUGAUGAAGCAGCUGAAGAGACACGGCACAGGAGCGUCACGUGACCACUCUGAAGCCAGCAGGUGAGAAAAACAAGCCAACUCUGGUGGAGGUUUGAUGGCUACAACCAUUUUCAGGAUGUAAACAAAAAGUUAUCUUCUCAAUCAAUUUAUUUGUGUUGAAAAUGACUGAUCCCACAAUAAAAAAAAAAAACUCCCAUCAAAUUGUGGUGCAUCUGCGUGCUCGUUGCACGUUAGCUACCGUCUAAAUGUCCCCGCUUUCAUCCUGUCCUCCUCUUGUCCCCGCCGGCCACCUGACCGACACGUGGUAAGGCUUCAGCUCCUCCUCUGACACGUAAUCGGGGGCGCGGCCCAUGAGGUCGUGACCGCGGAACGACUUGGGGAAGGCGAUGACAUCACGUAUGCUGACAGCCCCCACCAUGAUGGACACCAGCCGGUCCAAACCUAUAAAAUAAAUAAAAGAUUUUCCACAUCUCCGGACCCCUGGUGUCGUGAAUCUCACCAAGAGCGAUGCCACCGUGGGGGGGUGCUCCUGAGUCCAGAGCCUCCAGCAGGUGAGAAAGAACGGUGGGAUCCUCCUGAGCGAGAAGCAUGCUAACUGUUACGGUCGUACAAGUGUAAAAACAAGUUAAGCAAGGAAAUAGAAGUCAUCUGUUCCAGGGUCAAACUGUGGCCAUCCUAAAAGCUCGAAGUGUACAGGCAAUGUUUCAGGUCUUUUUGAAUUCAGUUCAAAACGUUGAAACGUGUCAAAACAAGUUAAGCAACUCAUUCGACAGCAAAUACGUAACGAUAAAAAUGAGGUUUUGAUAAAUGCCAAGCCUCCAUCCCAGAGACGUACAGUAUUUACACGUCCUUGAUGCUUUUUUAAAAACUAAAAGAGGUGAAGGCAUGUGUGCCUAACAGCGGCCACUAGAUGGCAGAAGUGCAUCUGAAAAGAGCAAUUUUGUAACUAGAAAGUCACAUGACAGGAAGGAGGAAGCGGAAGAGCGUGGGGGCGUGUAGCGAGCAGAAGGCUACGCACUUUAGGGACGUUUUAACACAAGCGCACACGUACUUCUGUGGAAUAGUUGGUGUAUUUGUAAAUAAAGUUAUUGUGAUGUUUUUGUGUUGUUUACAUAUUAGAGCUAUCAGAAAAGCAAAACGUAUUUGUGUCAAAGUGAAAGUUAGGAUUUUGUACUAAAAGCUGCUUUUCUCCCUCUUUUAGUUGGGAACUGACAUUUUCCUGAAACUUGCCUAUGUUCUACUGCUGAUUACUAAAGAAGGCAAACAGGUAGAAACAAGCAGACUGGUGACAGACGGGAGGGUAAUGUGGGCUUAUACUGCAUAAGCAUACAACACAACAAGAUCAGCCCACGGCUCCACUGAAGGGCUCGUCUUCUGAAAACUGUCCAAUGAUAAUGUGGAGAGAAGUCAUGUGUUCCAGGGUGAAAGAGCGGCCUUCUAAAAGCGUGCAUGCAAUGUUUGAAGCUCCGUUGUUUACCUGGAGAAUGUUCUUCAACACGUGAAGCUGCUCUGAAGCCUUAUGGAUGCGGAUGGAUCCUCCUCCGAUCUCACAGCCGUUCAGCACCAGGUCAUAGUGCUGACCCCGGACCUGCGAGUGCACACGUGUCCUGCACGUCAAGUCAUACCACAGCCAGAAGACCACACCUACCUUCAGAGGCUGUGUGUACAGUAGCGGCGCGUCUUCUGGCACCGGAGCGGUGAAGGGGUGAUGGGCGGACUCCAGCCGACCCGGCUCGUCCCGCUUGGGCACGAAGAGAGGGAAAUCCACCACCCACAAAAAGUGAAAGGCUGAAGGAUCGCGGACAGAAGAGCCGUGAGACUCCAGGAGGUCGGCGCACCGCAAACGAAGAUGACCCAGCAGCGGGCGCUGAGAGCGCAGAGGAGACGUCGCAGUUGGGAUGAGACGCUCCACGCCAGCGGGAACGCUUCCAUUGGUCUUACCACCACGGCGGGAGCACCGGCGGCUAUCAGCAGGAGGUCCCCGGGCUCGGCUCCGGUCUUCUUCAGCAAGGCGUCGCUGAUGCCGCCUGACAGCAGCUUCUUCACAGGAGACUUGAGAGUUCCAUCAGCUCUGACCAGCACCACGCUCACCUCCUGGGACAAAGAGCAGAUCCACCGUUACGUCCCCCCCAUUGGAGCAGCCGGGCU
Messenger RNA from Dunckerocampus dactyliophorus (ringed pipefish), 5468 nucleotides. It is a transcript of the gene borcs7, whose product is annotated as BLOC-1 related complex subunit 7. Gene Ontology annotation, cellular component: BORC complex. Lineage: Eukaryota; Metazoa; Chordata; Actinopteri; Syngnathiformes; Syngnathidae. The transcript has 5 exons. The coding region runs from base 35 to 346 and encodes 103 amino acids. The record is from RefSeq and is a predicted model, not a curated record.